Colossoma macropomum (tambaqui) is the source of this 1440-nucleotide messenger RNA. Its product is annotated as protein lifeguard 3. The record is from RefSeq and is a predicted model, not a curated record. Bases 90 to 1046 code for a protein of 318 amino acids. Lineage: Eukaryota; Metazoa; Chordata; Actinopteri; Characiformes; Serrasalmidae. Gene Ontology annotation, biological process: negative regulation of apoptotic signaling pathway. The transcript is spliced from 12 exons. Gene Ontology annotation, cellular component: Golgi apparatus; membrane; endoplasmic reticulum.
AGUGGAGGCAGCGGGCAGACAGACAGAGGGGUUCAGGGUGGAGGUCCGGCAGACCGGUGAGCACAGCGGAGACACAGCGGGACGUCACGAUGUCUAAGUUUGAUCUUCCUCCGAGUUAUGAAGAGUCCGCACAUCAUCAGUAUGGUCCUCAGCAGCAGGGGGGUAGCUAUCCAUACGCGGCGUACGGCUUCCCCCCACAGCCAGGGGUCUACGCCGGAUCAGGGCAGCCUGGGAUGCACCCUCCGGCCGGAACGUGGCACGGACCAGGAUAUCCAGCACAUGGGAUGCCAUCCGUCAUACCAACCUUCUCUCCUUCAGGGAUGCCUUCCUCCAACCCCGGAGACUCUGAAGGCUUCGCAGCAAGUGGAUUAUGGGAAAGCUUGAGCGUCCGGCAUGCGUUCAUCAGAAAGGUCUACCUUAUUUUGGCAGCACAGCUUUUGCUCACAACCUCAAUUGUAGCUGUGUUCACAUUCGUUGAUCCCGUACGUCUGUUUGUAAUCCAGAAUCCUGGCAUUUACUGGGCAUCAUUUGCUGUGUACUUUGUUGUAUACCUUGUGCUGGUGUGCUGUGAGAAGCCACGGAGACGAUAUCCUUGGAAUUUGGUUCUUCUCUUAGUUUUCACUCUUGCCAUGUCCUACAUGACAGGAACAAUAGCAAGUUUUUUUGACACCAAAGCAGUGUUCCUGGCCCUGGGGAUAACAGCGAUAGUUUGUGUCGCUGUGACGGUCUUCUGUUUUCAGACAAAGGUGGACUUCACCUCCUGCACCGGUCUGUUGUGUGUUAUGGGAGUCGUUGUCUUGGUUACAGGCAUCAUUACAACCAUCGUGCUCUCCUUUCAGUAUGUUCCUUGGCUUCACAUGCUGUACGCUGCGAUCGGAGCGAUAGUCUACACCCUGUUUCUGGCGUAUCACACUCAGGUGCUGAUAGGGAACCGCGCUCACACCAUCAGCCCGGAGGAGUACGUCUUCGCAGCUCUUUCUCUCUACGUAGACAUCGUACAGAUCUUCAUCUUCCUGCUGCAGAUCACCGGCAGCUCCUCAGAGUGAACACCGGGGUAGGGCUGCGUGUGCAAACACAUAUUUAAUCCCCUGCAGUUUCAACACUCAGAACACCUUCACGGCGCUGCUCUCUGUGCGGUGAUGGAUCACAGUGUGUUGUGUUGACUGUAUAUCAAAUCUGCUUCUGCACUUUAAAAUUAUAAAUCACAAACGCUUUCAUUUGCGUUUUUGAAGCCCUGUUAUAUCAGCCGUGUUUCAGUGAGCACAUAGAGGAGGCUACUCAUUUAACAUUUGUUAAAGUUGAUUAAUGUAGAAUUAAUUUGAAAUGCAGAAAAUCUAUUUAUUUAAUCUGUUGAUUUAUGAUGACAUGCUACACUGUGUUCUCUGUUGUUUGUGUCAAGUUUGUAUUUACUUAAUUUUAUUUUCAUAAUAUAAGACUAAA